Messenger RNA from Verticillium alfalfae VaMs.102, 1644 nucleotides. RefSeq lists its product as hypothetical. The record is from RefSeq and is a predicted model, not a curated record. Lineage: Eukaryota; Fungi; Ascomycota; Sordariomycetes; Glomerellales; Plectosphaerellaceae. Gene Ontology annotation, molecular function: DNA-binding transcription factor activity. Gene Ontology annotation, biological process: regulation of DNA-templated transcription. The transcript has 3 exons. The coding region runs from base 1 to 1644 and encodes 547 amino acids.
AUGCAGACGUACUACAGACCUACGCCCUUGACCGUCGACACAAAUCAUGCCCAGAAGUACUUUGAGGAAGAAGACCACAGCAUCUUAGACGAAAACAUCCUCGAUAACAGCGGCCUUGAUUCCGGUCUCGAAAUGUCCCCGCCGAUGGCCAAUAGUCGCCGCGAGUCCUUCGCCCAGUUCGACGGCAUGCCCACUGAUUACGACAAUACAUCCGUCUUCCACCGCUCUAUGCAGGGCCAGACGCCGUUCAGCAACCCCACCGGCCAAAUCAACAUGUUUUCUUCCAUCGGCUCAGGCAACCAGUCCAUCCCAACCUCACCCCAGAAGGGUUGGAUUGGCCAGAACGAGUCCAUGGCCAAGAAGAUGCGGACGGGCAGCCCUGGCAUCCGCUCUCACAACGAACUGCGCAGGGGCGACGGCAUCAGGAAAAAGAAUGCUCGUUUCGACAUUCCAGCUGAGCGAAAUCUCAACAAUAUUGAUCAGCUCAUCGCGCAGUCGACCGACGAGCAGGAAAUCAAGGAGCUGAAACAGCAGAAACGUCUGUUGCGCAAUCGCCAAGCAGCCCUUGAUUCCCGCCAGCGGAAGAAGCAGCACACGGAGCGUCUGGAAGACGAGAAGAAGCAGUACACCACCAUCCUUACAGAUAUGGAGGAGGAGAUUGUGGACCUGAAGGCCAAGAUGGAACUUCUUCUACGGGAGAAGCAGUCUUACCAAGAGUACAUCGAGUCACUCCGCAUGGAGAAGGAGGAGAUGAUCCGGUCCCACACCAUCGAGACGGGCGAGCUUCGCAAAAAGGUCAGCGUCCUCACCGACCACGUGCAGAGGCUCGAGAGUGCCGCCAUGUCGUCGUCCGUCCCUGGCCCCCAGGGGUUCUCUACGGGCUACGACGACAUGGAUGGCUUGUCCAUGCCUGGUCCUUGGGACAAUGUCGGUUUCCUCGGCGACUACACUGUCGAGCCUGAGGUCAAGCAAGAGCUCCAGAUGGCACCACCGCCCAAGAAGUCCGAGAUCAACUUCCCCGCCGAGACUGAGAAGCAGUCGUCUCAGGGUGGUAUCCUCUUCAUGCUCUUCCUUGUCGGUGCGUUCGUCCUCUCAAACCGGUCCGCGCCCAGCAUCCCUCGCGUGUCCGAUGAUGUCCGGGCCGAGGCGGCCACGCUUCUUGAGAACGUCUUCAAGGAUGCCGGGCUUGAUGAGUCUACCAACACGAUUCAUGCCGGCGCUCCUCAGCCUUCGGGCGCCAACUGGGUCAACGACCCGGCUAUGGGCCUGGCUGGUUCUGGCCUCGACGGCAUGGCGCCCUCGAUGCUUGGCCAGCUUGGCGACACCCUGACCCAGCCCAACGAGGAGCAGAACAACGAGCAAAUCUUCUCGAUGUCGGCAGCCCAGUACAACGGUGUUCACUCGCAGGACUUUAUGCACAACGUGCCCGAGCGCUCCACGAGCCAGGGCCGCCGCAACCUGGCUGAGGCCCUCUCCUCGAUGCGCAACAACAACAAACAAUCAAUGGCCGAGGUGUACACCCGAUCUCUCCUCUGGGACCAGAUCCCUACGGAGGUGGUCAAAAACUUUGCGAAAAUGGUGGCUGAGUGCAACAACGCUCAGCAGAACGAACGGCAGCAAUGCAUGGACGCGAUUGCCCGAUGA